GUGCUGCCGACUACAGUCUGGGACCACCGCAGCGGCGCCCGCUUCCUCGUGGGCGGCCUAGCUGCCAGCUCCGACUUGCAGGAACUCCGUAAGCACAACGUGCGGCUGGUGAUUGUGUGCUUGGACCACAUGCCUCGCCAUCAGCUGGACAAGAACAUCCAGCGGAUCCA
This is a messenger RNA of Effrenium voratum, 170 nucleotides long. The record is from the annotation of a GenBank genome assembly. Lineage: Eukaryota; Dinophyceae; Suessiales; Symbiodiniaceae.